Molecule: messenger RNA, 4876 nt
Organism: Acromyrmex echinatior (Panamanian leafcutter ant)
Lineage: Eukaryota; Metazoa; Arthropoda; Insecta; Hymenoptera; Formicidae
Gene: LIMK1
Product: LIM domain kinase 1
Biological process (GO): protein phosphorylation; actin cytoskeleton organization
Cellular component (GO): cytoplasm; nucleus
Molecular function (GO): protein serine/threonine kinase activity; protein binding; ATP binding
Source: RefSeq, a predicted model, not a curated record
GAGGCGUACAAACGAGAUUCUUGUAUAACGCAUAACACACGAGGCAUAAGAAAUUGAACUAAUCAAAGUUCUUUAUUUCAUAGAAAGGAAGGAAACGAAGGACUUCGAUCGAUAUAUUUUCUUAUACAUUACGUGCGUUAUGCAAGUGUGCUCUCCGCUUUAAAUCUUACGUCUUAAAUUUUUUUUAUAUGCAAUGGCCUUAAUUUUCUCUGCUGGGAACGCAGCCAUUCGUAAACGGUCGCCACUAAAGCUUCCUGAUUUGGCCGUUUCACGCAGCGUGUCGCUGCGAAUGCAAUUCGAAUCACAGUUUGAGUUUACGCGACUUCCGCCUUCCGCGCCCAGUGAACAAGCAGAUGGCAGAGGAGUGGGAGUGUGUCAAUCCGUCAAUCGUGCGUGCUGGUGCGUGCUGUGAUGGAUGAAGUCACGACGAACGAUCCAGCAGGUGGAGAAAGUAGAGGAACGUUAAUAUGUGCUAGUUGCCUCAACGCUAUCGAGGACGAAUUUAUACAGGCAUUAAAUCAAGAAUGGCACAUUGAUUGUUUUCGAUGUUCUGCGUGCGACAUUGGCUUAUCCUCCUGGUACUUCGAGAAAGAUGGCUUGCUAUUUUGUAAAGAUGAUUAUUGGGCCGCUUAUGGUGAAGCAUGUCAAGACUGUGGUCAGAUCAUCACAGGCCCCGUCAUGCUGGCGGGUGAUCACAAGUUUCAUCCAGAAUGUUUUGCCUGUACUUCAUGUGGUGCUUUUAUCGGAGAUGGCGAGAGUUAUGCCCUCGUCGAACGGUCCAAAUUGUACUGUGGGAUUUGUUAUAAGCGACAAAUGCAACCGCUCAACAGGGCAGCAAACUACCCUUUUGCCAGAAAACCACAUAGCAUUAGACUGGUCGAAAUACCUCCCAGCACGACAGAUCCUGAUAAGCAAAGAGGAAUUAAACUUACGUUAGACACAGUUCCCAGUCCCCGCAGUUGUGGUGCUUUAUUACGUAUUUCAGAGUUAAUGAGAAAUAUUCGUGGAAAGAUCAGUAAGCUGCUAGCCUCUGUGAUGGAGGUUCUAUUUAGGCUAUGCUGCCACUUCUCUAAUCAUAGAUUGAACAUGUCGAGCGAUCUUAUAUCGUUACAUAUUGGCGACCGAAUCUUGGAAGUAAAUGGCACCCCCGUUAAAGAUCAACCGGUGGAAAAUAUUGAAAAUCUGAUACAAUAUUCGGACACAGUUUUACAAUUGACUAUCGAGCACGAUCCAGAUGCGGUUUCACGACGACCCACCUUCUCCUCACCGUCCUCGGCAAUGCUAACAUAUGUCGGCACUCCCAGGAUAAGUCCUGAAAGCAAAGAACGGCUGUUUAAGCGUCGGGAUGAGGGUUACAUCAGUGGUGCGCGGAGUCGACAAUUACGAAGAACGAGAGAUCCUAUGCAUAAAGAACGCAGCAGUUCUAUGUCGCGAUUGCUCGAAGGAUCUUCACCAACGAAUCCUACUUAUGAUCUAAGCCGUACCAGAUCAUUUCGCGUAGAGCCAAAGAAUCAGAGAAUAUUUCGAGCAAGCGAUCUGGUGAAGGGCGAGCUCCUGGGCAAAGGAUUUUUUGGACAAGUAUUCAAGGUUACGCAUCGUGACACAAACGAGGUGAUGGUUCUGAAAGAAUUAUACAGAGUGGACGAGGAUGCGCAAAAGAAUUUUCUAAAAGAGGUUGCGGUAUUGCGGUCAUUACAUCACAACAACGUUCUUCGAUUUAUCGGUGUUCUUUAUAAGGACAAGAAACUGCAUUUGGUUACCGAAUAUAUAGCAGGUGGCACGUUAAGGGCCCUGCUUCACGAUACGAACGAACCAUUGCCGUGGGAACAGCGUACAUCAUUUGCGAAAGACAUUGCUGCCGGCAUGGCCUACUUGCAUUCUAUGAACAUCAUUCAUCGCGACUUGAAUUCGCACAAUUGUCUCGUUCGCGAGGAUAAGACUGUUGUUGUUGCCGAUUUUGGACUGGCGAGGAUCAUUCAAAAUGGUAGCUCGCCAGACAAUCGCAAGUAUAAUCGACAUUCCAAUGGAGAGGUGAAAACUUCAAAGAAAGAACGGAAGAAACGAUACACAGUUGUCGGAAAUCCCUAUUGGAUGGCUCCCGAGAUGAUGAAAGGCAAUAAGUACGAUGAGAAAGUAGAUAUAUUCAGUUUUGGCAUCGUUGUCUGCGAGAUUAUAGGUCGGGUUCAGGCAGAUCCUGAUUAUUUACCGAGAUCCUCGGAUUUUGGUUUAAAUCAAAAUGUUUUCAAGGAAAAAUUCUGUUCCAAUUGCCCAGAGACUUUUUAUAUGAUCGCGUUUCUUUGUUGCGACCUAAAUCCUGACAAGAGGCCACCGUUUGAAGUUAUGGAAGUUUGGCUAGAAGGAUUGGCGAUGCAUUUGUCGGUAGGUGCUGAAUUGCCAGUAGAUCUAGACUUCGACAUUAGAAAUUACAAAGGACCGAGUCCGAGCAGCAGUGAGUCCACGACUCCGGAAACUCUGGCACCACAAUUGAAGCCUAUUAAGGAGGGUCAAGUGCACCAAGAAAAAAAGCAAUCCAGCGGCUGUGAUGACAGUACUUUGGAACGUGAGACAGAGCCUUCGUCGAGUAACACGCUUCAUGUGCCUGAAGUUAUGAGUCCGCGUAAUAGAUACACAAGACAAAACAGCAAGAACAACGAUAGUAAUGUGGGACGUUAUUCAAGGCAAAGUUCCAAAUCAAAAGACUUCGUGUCCGACAAAGAAAAGUCUGAUAUAGUGAUCUCACCUGAUUCCAGCUGUUUUAGUGGACGAUAUCUAAAGAAUAACAAUAUCAAAUCGAAAGAUACGUCUCCCGACAUUCCAAAUACCUAUUCUUACUUGAAGCAGGAGACAUAUCCGAAGCAGAUCGACACGAAUGAAUAUAAUCUGACCCGAAUACCCACUGUUGAAAAAAUAAAGUAUGUAGGAAGUGCGAGUCCGUGCGUGGUAUCCGAUGCUUCAGAAUAUAUAAUCGACAGUAAAGGUUCAUACAAGAUCAACAGUCUGAAACAUAAAUCGGUGGAGAAGUGUAACGAUAUAAGUAGUCAUAAGACAAAGUCGGAGAGCAAAUUCAAGAUACCGGAUGCUGCAUGCUCCGUCGGUUCUUAUCUAAAGCAAAUCGGUAAAUCUAUUGCCAUGGAAAAAGAAAAUAAAGCGAUUAAUACGACAAAUUGCAGUGAUACUGAUUCGAAGAAAGUAGUUAGCGAAAGUUCUAAACCCUCUGCAGCAUCAUAUCUGCGAAGGACGAAAAUAUCACCGACCAAAGAGACAUCAAAGCCCGCGUUUUCCAGUAAAGAAACUGUUAAAGAUAAAGUUGAUGGCAUUUUAUCUCAGAAAUUCGUAGAAUCAAAAGUCCCACCGAAUAUUCAAGAAAAUGUGGGAGACGAAAAAGAUAGACUGUCCAGACGGGUGAGCAAUAUGUCCGAUGUCGGCAGUAUCUUGUCAAGACAGGGAAGCCUCACAGUAUUAGAUUGUAUGUCUAAAUACAAAGAUUACUCACCGUUCAAUACUUUCACGAAAGAUGAUUUUCAUGAAGAUCAUUCCUUGGGAAAACAAAAUUCAGGCCUAUAUCAUACAAACAAUCUUUAUUCCAAUUCCAGUAUUUCGAGGCAAGAUGACUUCUUCAAUAUACAUAGCAAACAAAAUAGGAAUGACGAUGGUGUUGAAGUCAAAUCGACGACCAAUGGUCCAAAAAAUUUAAUGACUUCGUCUAUUUAUGAUAGUGAUUUAAAGAUGAUGCCGAACAGUUUGGCCGAGUAUAAUGGAUGCUACAAGGGUAUUGACAUCUGUAGGCAGGAUAGUUUCGAUUCCGACAGCGCACUUGGUACUAUGAAAAGCGAUUUCUUCGCGGACGUCGAUUUCGUACAAAUGAGAGACACACCAGACUUGUGCCAUACACCCGAAAGAUGCUGCACGCCUAAUCGUCCGACGUCACCGAUGGAAAGUACUGCUUUAUAAAUCAAAAUGCGCUCAUGGUAGGAAGAGAAUAACAAUUUAUGUCGAGAUAACGUGCGUAAUCCCCCACGAAUGAAUCUCAUUUGCUACUAAUUUGAUCUCUUUAUUCAUAAUUUAUAAAUUAUUCAGUAAGGUUCGAAUGUAUAACGUGCUUAGUUUACAAUAUUAACUUUUUAGCCAGAGUUUAUUUCAUCCAUUAUCUUUAGUGCAAUGAGCGAGGAAAGGUUUUAUAUAUUAAUUUUAAUGUGCGCAAUAUUUGUUUUAAAAAGCUUCCUCUGAAAGGAAGUGCUACUUUUAUUCGUUGAAAUUAAAUUUGAAAAUUUUUUAAUUGACAUGUGCAAAACAAACAUAAAACUUCGGGCUGGAAAUAUUUUUAUUAAGAUACAUUUAAUUGAAAGUGUUGUCUUGCUGAAAAAAUUAAUGGUAACGCUCAGUAUUAACAAAUUUCAUUUGCUGAUUUAUACGAAUUUUUAGGUCGUAAUGACGUUAGUUAAUUAGCUGUAAGGAUUCUAUUACAUUCCUAGACAGAUCUUGCCACAUGGUUUUCAAAUAUGGGAGUUCAGGCGAUAAAACGCAGUUCUCCGACAAAAGUCAUUCCAUCCAAAAUACUUAUAGAGCCGGGAUUUUGAUAAGUAUGAUAUUAUUAGCGUGCUCGAAAAAGCGGCACUGAAUAUGUCGAUUUUGCAAACUACAAAUCACAUGACUACAGAAUCAAAAGCCGUCAGCCGAAGUACGAAGUAGAAGUAAAAUAUUUUGACUUUGUAAGUUGGUGCAAAACACGUUUUCUCUGAGACUACACGAUCAUUACGUUUCUCUUAAAUUAUAAACACAUCAUGUAGACUCAAUUCUUGUAUAAUAGAGAAUGUAAAAAAAUGUUAUAUUUGUUUCAGGGCAUACAGAUGUACAUCACAGUGUAAAAUAUUGUAUA